Messenger RNA from Mesocricetus auratus (golden hamster), 1949 nucleotides. It is a transcript of the gene Gpha2, whose product is annotated as glycoprotein hormone subunit alpha 2. The coding region runs from base 1368 to 1754 and encodes 128 amino acids. Gene Ontology annotation, molecular function: hormone receptor binding; hormone activity. NCBI's taxonomy places the organism in Eukaryota, Metazoa, Chordata, Mammalia, Rodentia, Cricetidae. The transcript has 4 exons. Gene Ontology annotation, biological process: cell surface receptor signaling pathway. Gene Ontology annotation, cellular component: extracellular region. The record is from RefSeq and is a predicted model, not a curated record.
GGAAGCACUGAGGAUCCCUUGAGCUCUGGCAGACUGUAGAUUGCCCUACUCUUCUGAGCCAGGUCAGUGUGGUAGUGGUCUGAGAGGGGCUGCCUACAAACACUACAGCCUUCUGAUCUGGGCCCUUCUCCAACUUCCAGGUAAAGUUGACUAAGUCCUUGUUAUUGGGUUUUGUUUUGGGUUUCUGUUUUGUUUUUCCUCCAAGACAGUUUUUCGCUGCAGCUCUGCAUUUCCUGGAACUCACUCCAUAGAGCAGGCUGGCCUUGAACUCAGAGGUCCACCUGCCUCUGCCUCCCUAGUGUGCCACCACCAUCUGGUUUGUUAGUUUUUUUAGGGUGCUAAAAAUGGAUGGAACCCAGAACCCCAAGCUGCUAGGCAAGUGUUCUGACACUGAACUAAAUCCCCAGCCCUCAACAACUCAGUCUUGUCUCAGAUGUCAUUUAGCACCAUGGAUAGAUAGCAGGAUAUUUGAAUGAUAUCUAGUAGGUAACCUGUCCUCUAUAACCAUGGCUGGACGCCACAGAGAUUGGGUCCAGUUCUGGUUAUAUGGAGCCUUGUCCCUGUUGUUUCAUGGAGUAAGGAGACUGUAGCUCAGAAUCCACUCUGCAGCUGGCCACAUGAGGUGAAAGCAUUUACGGGGCACUGGGAAACUGACAUGGACCUAACCCUAGUCUGUCACCAGGCACAGCUUAGUGCCCCCACUGGAGGGGCACCCAUUAAAAGAAUCUUGUUCUUGGGCUGGGGGGUGCAACUCCAUCGGUACAGUGCCUCCCUAGCAUGCACAGGCCCUAGAUUUGACCCCAGAACAACAUAAAGUGGAUAUGGGGCUUAUGCCUUUUAUUCCAGGACUUGGGAGGUAGAGGCAGAAGGAUCAGAAGUUCAAGGUUGCUUCUAGGAAUGCAUGAAAUUGUGCUUUAAGAAAAGAAAAAAGAAAUGGGGGGGUGUUUUUUAACCCAUUACUUGGUAAUCACUUAAAGGCAAAUAGGCAACAGGACUGAAAGUAGGCAUUUUUAGACAGAAUAGCUGUUCAAAGAAGAGUCCUGCCCAAGCUCACAGGGUGGGAAGAGAACCCAGCUACGCACAUGUCUCUAGGCCACUCCUGAGCUUGCUUCCUUCCCUCUAAUACUCUACCCUAGACAGCCUUCUGGGAAAGAGAAAUGUCAGCAGACUGUAUUCUGAAGAAACCUCAGUCUAUGAUCCCCAGGUGGGACUAUGCUGAGGCUUCAGGCUAGGAGGGGCCUGAAAGCUGAUAUCUAAGAAGGUGUGGCUCUAAAACACCCUCAAAUAAAAGCCUGGAGAGCCAGCACCAGUUUGGAGACCCAGCAGGAGGCACUGGGAGUCUACAGCCAUCUGUUUCUGCUGGACUGAUGCCCAUGGCAGCACGUGUCCUGCUCCUCUGCCUGCUGGUUCUGGCAGUCAUUGAAGGACAUUGCUGGGAGGCAGCCAUCCCGGGCUGCCACUUGCACCCCUUCAAUGUGACAGUGCGAAGCGACCGCCAUGGCACCUGCCAGGGCUCCCAUGUAGCACAGGCCUGUGUAGGACAUUGUGAGUCUAGUGCCUUCCCUUCCCGGUACUCUGUGCUGGUGGCCAGUGGCUAUCGGCACAACAUCACAUCUGUCUCUCAGUGCUGUACCAUUAGCAGUCUAAAAAAGGUGAAGGUAUGGCUGAACUGCGUGGGGAACCAGCGGGGGGAGCUUGAGAUCUUCACUGCCAGAGCUUGCCAGUGUGACAUGUGCCGUCUCUCCCGCUACUAGUCCCUGCCUGAAUGGCUCAGGCCCGGAUCCUGUCACUGAUAUGCUAUGGGAUCUCUCAAAUGAGGGGGCUACUUCAGCUCUGACCCUCUUUAGAGUCAGUGAAGAUGGGGUUUCGUCUCCUUUUGCCUGGCCUUCUAAGUGGUCUCUUUGCUACACUGUCCUUCACUCCUGUCCUCAAUAAAGCAAGCAAUGCUU